Molecule: messenger RNA, 1605 nt
Organism: Panicum hallii
Lineage: Eukaryota; Viridiplantae; Streptophyta; Magnoliopsida; Poales; Poaceae
Product: rhomboid-like protein 19
Exons: 8
Coding region: 205-1170 (321 amino acids)
Biological process (GO): retrograde vesicle-mediated transport, Golgi to endoplasmic reticulum
Cellular component (GO): Golgi apparatus; membrane
Source: RefSeq, a predicted model, not a curated record
GUCCCCCCUCACCGGCGACGCAGCGACGACGCCGAGCCGAGGAGGCUAUCCCCUCCCAUUGCCGUGAGUGAGAUCCUCGCCGCGCAGCUGGUCGCCGGCCGCGUCUCCCUCCCGAGCUCGGAGCCCCCGCCGCCGGCCUGCGACGAGUGUCGGUGACCCUCGGGUUCCGCGGGGAAGCGAGGUUCGCGUUCGCUGCCCGACGCGAUGAGCGCCUCCGCCACCCUGACCCCCGCAGCGGCAGGGAAAUCCUUCACGGGGUUCACCAAGCUGUGCAAGGGCCUCGCCAUCAUCCUGUUCCUCGCCCACAUUUUGGUCCGGCUCUUCCCUUCGGCCGCCAGCUACCUCGCGCUGAUACCGGCCAGGGCGAUCCCAUUUGCUUGGAACCUGGUAACUGCUGGUUAUGUUGAACAAACAAUUCCAGGGGUGAUUGUCAGCAUAGUUGGUCUUCUUCUGUUUGGGAAGGUGUUGGAGCCUCUAUGGGGUGCUAAGGAGUUGCUCAAGUUCAUUUUUAUUGUUAACCUCUCAACUUCAGUGUGUGUCUUCGUAACUGCUAUUGUUUUGUACUACAUUACACAGGAGGAGAGCUACCUCUACACACCUCUUUCUGGAUUUUAUGGGGUUCUUUCAGGACUGCUGGUGGGCAUCAAACAAAUGUUACCUGAUCAGGAGCUUAAUCUUUUUGUGCUCAAGAUUAGUGCAAAGUGGAUUCCAUCUAUGGUUGCAUUUGUCUCAGUUGUUGUAAGCUUCUUCCUGAAGGAAUCAAUGGCAUAUCUUCCAACCAUAUUAUUUGGUAUCUAUGUGAGUUGGACUUACCUGCGAUACUUCCAAAAGAGACUAGAAGUAGGCCUAAGAGGAGACCCAAGUGACGAAUUUUCAUUUUCAAGCUUCUUCCCUGGAUUUUUGAGGCCAAUUUUGGACCCUAUAGCUUCUAUCUUCCACAAACUUUUCUGUGGGCGAUCUGCAAGAUCUGAAGGCACAGGCCAGGCACUGGAUGGCUCACAGCUCCCUGGUUCAGGCUCCAUUGAGGCAAACAGGAGGAGAGAAAGGGGUCAGAGAGCGCUGGAGCAGAGACUGGCAGAGAAGCUGGCCGCGGUCAGGAGCGCAGAGGGCAAGACCCCGCCAUCACCGCCGACGCAGCAGCUGGAGGAUGAUGCUUCUGAUAAAGUCUGAGCCCUCUUUUUCGGUUGGUGGAAUUCGAGUCUGCAUUGUGCAUUUGCUGAGUGUUUUUGCGCAUGCCGUCGUGUGAGCGAGACUCUGGAAAGGGGAGUAGCUCACAGGCAUGACAAGACUCAUGAGUAGUAGUGUAGCAAAGGGGGAGAGGUGCAAGAAGGCAAAUGCGAUGCGCAUGCGGGAGCCAAUCGUUGCAAGACAGCGAGCAGUUUUUGUUGUACCGGUGUUUCGUGUCCAGUUGUCAAGCCUUUUUUUACAGGAAAAAUACGUUCUCACGAUGACCCAGCUAAAUCGUUGGACACCUAGUUGUCAAGCCUUGCAAAACACUUUAUGUUUCAUGUGCGAUCUGACCGAAUGCUACGUGCCAAACAACCCUGUAUCUUGUGCUGUCUCGCCUAAUUCGGUAAUCUAUGUGUUGGGCGAUCCGGGCAGGAU